Sceloporus undulatus (fence lizard) is the source of this 2810-nucleotide messenger RNA. RefSeq names its product F-box and WD repeat domain containing 5 (gene FBXW5). The transcript is spliced from 8 exons. Gene Ontology annotation, cellular component: Cul4-RING E3 ubiquitin ligase complex; SCF ubiquitin ligase complex. Gene Ontology annotation, molecular function: protein binding. Gene Ontology annotation, biological process: protein ubiquitination. The coding region runs from base 1 to 1809 and encodes 602 amino acids. The record is from RefSeq and is a predicted model, not a curated record. NCBI's taxonomy places the organism in Eukaryota, Metazoa, Chordata, Lepidosauria, Squamata, Phrynosomatidae.
AUGGAGGGCAGGGUUGCCCCGCUCCUUCUCCCGGACAGCGUCCUCUUUGAGAUCUUCCUCUACUUGGACUACAUGGACCUGCUCUCAGCGGGACGGACGUGUCGGCAGUGGUGCGCCGUGGCCCAGGACGAGGUCCUCUGGAAGGAGCAGUUCUACCGGUAUUUCCGGGUGGCUAGAGACGUCCCUCGGCACCCAGCUGCCGUUUCGUGGUACAGCGAGUUCCAGCGUCUCUAUGACGCCAUUCCCUGCGUCGAAGUGGAGACCCUGAAGGACCACUGCGACCAAGUCCUCCACCUCAGCUUCUCCCACAACGGCUACCUGUUCGCCUCCUGCUCCAAGGACUGCACCGUCAAGAUCUGGAACAAUGACCUCAAGAUCUCCCUGCUCCACAGUGCCAGCAUGAAGAAGUACAAUUGGAGCUACACACAGUUCUCCCAGUUCAACGCAGACGAUUCCCUCCUCCUCGUCUCGGGGGUCUUUGUGGGGCCCCGGACCUCCUCCUCAGGGGAGAUUGCCGUCAUCAGCCUGGAGGACUUCACGCUCCUGUCCCGGGUGCGGAACAAGCCUUACGACGUCUUUGGCUGCUGGCUGAACGAGACUAACCUGAUCUCAGGGAACCUGCACCGCAUCGGCUACCUGACCUCCUGCUCUGUCUUGUGGCUGAACAACGCUUUUCAGGGCAUUGAGUCAGAGAACACAAACGUUGUGAAGAGGCUGUUCAAAAUCCAGAACCUCAAUGCCAGCACCAUCCGGACGGUGAUGGUGGUGGACUGCAGCCGCUACGCCACCCCUGACCUUCUGCUGGACCACGGGGAGCCAUCAGGGGAUGGCAAUGCCACCUCCUGCAAGGUCAUUGACCUCUCCGGUGACAGCGAGGAGGAGGAAGAUGAGGAGGAGGAAACGGAAGAUGGUCGGCAACGACAGCUGCCCCACAGGCGGAAAAUGGAACCAGACCCGGGUCCAGAGGGGGCCGAGAGUGAGGCUGCGGCAGAUGAUGAGCUGAACCACUUCCUGAGCGACCUGGUUCAGGGCCGCAUCCGUCCCGUUAUGACUGAGAUGGAGAUGGAGACUAAAGUGGCCCAGCUCCUGGCCCGGAACAAGACGAAGCCGCCGGAGCCCAACCUGCUCUCCACUGAAGGUGGCACCAAGAAGUACCUGAUCUUCACCACGGGGUGCCUCACCUAUUCCCCCCACCAGAUCGGGAUUAAGCAGAUCUUGCCACACCAGAUGACCACCGCUGGCCCUGUCCUGGGAGAGGAGAGGCAGUCGGAGAGGUUCUUUGACUCGCUGGACCAUGUCAUCGAUAUCCACGGCCACAUCAUCGGCAUGGGCCUCUCCCCAGACCACAGGUACCUGUAUGUGAACAGCCGGUCUUGGCCCCCGGGCUGCAUCAUCUCGGACCCCUUGCAGCCGCCCCCCAUCGCCGAAGAGAUCGACCUCCACGUGGUGGACCUCAAGACCAUGAAGGAGGUCAAGCGAGCCCUGCGGGCCCACCGAGCCUACACCCCUGGCGAGGAAUCGCUCUUCAUCUUCCUCGACGUCAGCAAGGACUUCGUGGCCAGUGGGGCAGAGGACCGCCACGGCUACAUCUGGGACCGGCACUAUGACAUCUGCCUGGCCAAACUGCGGCACAACGACGUGGUCAACUCAGUGGCCUUCAGCCCUGUGGAGCAGGAACUCUUGCUGACUGCCAGCGCAGACGGCACUGUCAGGGUCUGGCGCUCGCCCCGCACCGUCCGGAUCUUCCAGGCCGAGAAGCCCCGACCUCACAGGCCCCUCUUCUCUUGGGCCACCAACCAGAGACCUUGACCCAGGUUGGGGGCUACCACAUUCACCCUCAACCGGCUGACCUUAGCCUGUGCCUUGGUGCGGACGAGUUGGUUUCGCUCCCUCAGACACGCAAAGCCUUGGCCAAGAGCUGCAGAGGAUUGUGGGGUAGGAUCGGGGCCUUGCAGGGAUUCCUCUGCCUUCCUUGGACACUUGUUUUGUUAAAUGUAGGUUUGGCUCACACACACACACAUGCGGGAAACUCUCUCUGGCGCCUUUUCUGUUAAGACAUUAGAUGGGUCCUGUCACAGAGGUGCCAGCUCUCUUUCAAGCAGGGCUCCUGUGCCUUUCUUUUAAAAAAGCAGCCCUGGAGAAAUCAGACCUUUCCUGGCACAGAGGUUCCCUGCUGUUGAGGGACAUGAUGGAAGAGUUUAGUUUCUUGACACGCACAGAUGCUAGUUUUGAACUUUGCUUACUAGCACCUUGGAUCCCUGGGGAAAUCAGGAGGACAUCUGGCCACAUGCUUUGGCCGGCAAGAUGACCCUGACAAGGUUUGAAUUGGGAUGGACAACACCCUGUCUGUGAAUGGAGGGAAGGCUUGGGGAAAUUAAUUUUGGGGAACCAUGUCCAGAAUCCUGUUAAUGGCAAUGGAUGCAUCUUUUUGGACAGAGUGCAAUUCUGUAGCCCUCUGGCAAUGUCCCCAAAUCCCCCCUCCCUGGUAGCGCAGCCAAAGCAAUGACAGUUUCCCUUUCUUUAAAGCACUUGCAGAAUGAGAGGAAAAUUAUGUAGGAAGAGUUCAGGAAAGGAUGCUCUGCUUCACAGCGUGGCCACAAACACACUUAUAAAGCCACGGCUGAAAGGCUUGACGUUUUCCCCAGCUGCCUAGAACAUUAUUCUCCAGAACAAAGCACUUGCCUCCUAUUUAACUGUGUGGCACUGAACCUGAGGAUCUUUGCAUGGGGCAUCCACGCUCCCAGCACCCGCAAUGCCCUUGGCUGCUCCGUCCAACAUGGCCCCAAUAAAAGCUUUCCUUGAGCACAAAA